AUGACAGAUAAGGAUGGUGGCACUGAGAUGUCGUUUGUAGACGGUGCAACUGAAGGGCAAACAGCCGGUUUCGCCGAUGCACCCACCAGCAACCCCAUGGGUAACGCCGCAAUGAUUGACCCUCAAUCCUUCGUCAGUAAGGCGUGGGGUUUCGUAAGAUUUCCUGCUGAAGCCGUGAGGCAGCAGCUCAAUCGCGUGCGUCCGUGGAGCCAAUUCUUCGACAGGGAACAAUUUGCCUCGCCAGAAGGGUUUGGUGAUGCGGUCUCGCGACUUCGCUGCAACGUGGUGCACUUCUAUCACAACUAUUUCGUCGUGGCGCUACUCGGAUCAUUAAUUGUCCUGAUAGUCAAUCCAAUGUUUAGUAUAUGCAUGUUUCUCAUGCUGCUAAUGUGGGCAUACACUCACAAAAAGCAGAUGGAGGCGGCGGAGACAAAUGUGAACCACUUGUUGAUAGGAAACUACGAGAUUUCGUUUUCCAAGGCGUAUAUUCUCAUUAGCAUUUUUGGCAUAAUAUCCUUUUUCUUGUUUAACGGCAGUUCUGUUAUGUUCUGGAUGUUUUUUGCUUCAUUAGGCGUUGCAACCGUACAUGCGGUGUUACGCAAACCCCAUUCGGAGAAUGAAUUGGCCCAUUUUGUGUAG
This is a messenger RNA of Trypanosoma brucei brucei TREU927, 639 nucleotides long. Its product is annotated as RAB-interacting protein, putative. The transcript has a single exon. Bases 1 to 639 code for a protein of 212 amino acids. The record is from RefSeq and is a predicted model, not a curated record. NCBI's taxonomy places the organism in Eukaryota, Euglenozoa, Kinetoplastea, Trypanosomatida, Trypanosomatidae. Gene Ontology annotation, cellular component: Golgi apparatus.